Molecule: messenger RNA, 1089 nt
Organism: Capsella rubella
Lineage: Eukaryota; Viridiplantae; Streptophyta; Magnoliopsida; Brassicales; Brassicaceae
Product: ribonuclease 3-like protein 3
Exons: 3
Coding region: 86-994 (302 amino acids)
Biological process (GO): siRNA processing
Cellular component (GO): cytoplasm; nucleus
Molecular function (GO): RNA binding; ribonuclease III activity
Source: RefSeq, a predicted model, not a curated record
AACACAAGAAACUUAGAGAAAGACAUCUCUCUCUCUCUAUCUCUCUCUCUCUCUCUCUCCGAUCCUCAAACACCCUCUUGUCUCUAUGGAGACGCCGCAACCCACAGAAGCAGUUGCUGAAUCCUUCCCGGAGCCACAGUUGGAUUUGACCAACCUCGAAGGUGAUGAUGACAUCAACACCAAAGCCAACGGUGAUGAUGAAAGCAACACCAAAGCCAACGGUGAUGAUGACAACAACACCAAAGCCAACGGAUCAACCGAUCCGGAGGACCAGCCUUUCGAGAGUGAACCCUUGGAGAAGAUGUUGAACUACGUGUUCAAAGACAAGAACUUGUUGAAGAAAGCGUUCACAGACUCUACUUACGUUGAGAAAAAGUACAAUUCGUACGAUCUCCUAGAGCUUUUAGGAGAUGCUGUCCUAAAUCUGGUCGUAAUCUAUGAGUUUGUUAAACUCUACCCUAAAGAAUCAUCUGGUCCGUUGACCAAGCUCCGAGCCGUCAACGUUGACACAGACAAAUUGGCUCGCGUCGCUGUCAAACACGAAAUCUAUCGUUUCCUCCGUCACAAGAAACCCACGCUUAAGGAGGAAAUACAGGAAUUUGUGGAAGCAAUAAAAGAGCAUCCAAUACAUUCGCAUGGUCUUUUGCACGUCCCUAAGUCUCUAGCAAACAUAGUAGAGUCGACCACUGGAGCUAUCUUCAUGGACUGUGAGUCCAUCAAAACCGUCUGGGAGGUGAUGAAACCAAUUAUGGAACCAAUAAUACCUUUGGACAAAUUGGAGCAGCAUCCAAUGACAGAACUCAAUGAGUUGUGUCAGAAGAGGAAACUGAAACUGAGUUCCGUAGACACCUGGGAAGAAGAUAAGACUUACAAGUUCAUGAUUGAGGAUAAGGUUGUUGGGUGUGGAGCACAUCUUAACAAGAAGGAAACUGCUCGUUAUCGUGCUGCACAAAAUGCUGUCGAGAAUUUCUCUAAGGUUUUCGGAGACCUUUAGGGAUCAUAUCUAUCUUUUGUAUCAGUUUUAAAUUUCUCUAAUAUUGUCUUUGUAUUCGAAUCCAUUUGAAUAAAGUAAUCUUUUCAUUUUUCUUA